AUGCUUCAGUCAGAGGUUUCGCAAGCUAAGACGGCAGCUCGUCCGCGACCCUUGAGGCAGCCAAUGCUGCGGGUGCGGACAGGAUGCUUCACAUGCCGGAGUCGCAAGAAGAAGUGCGACGAGACGAAGCCGGCGUGCAGCGGCUGUAAGAGGAACAAGCUGGUGUGCAACUGGCCGGCGCGCGGUGGCGAGACGAGCAACCAGCGAGUUGAGGUUACGAGUACGCACAACAAUAACAUUCGCCGGUUGGACGAUGCGAACUCAAAUUCAGGUUCGAGUACAAACCGCAGCGUCUCGGACGGGGAUCAAGAUCAAGAGCGCCAGAACCUGUCACCAACCAAUGCCGAGCGUGAUCAUCACAGCACAGAGAUGGAAGAGGGCCCAGCCGUGCGGAGGAGCAGCACCAGCACCACCGCGUCACCACCAGUCGUCAGCCAGAUGCAGGGUCAAUAUUCAUUCUCUCCUGGCUCCGACACCUCUGGCGUGUUAGCAUCGCCCUUUGAGCGUCGCAUGUCGAUGCAGCAGUCGUCUGAUAACGUCGAGGUUGCCAUGGAGAUGAUGGACGAGGACGAAGAUAUUCCGGACGAGCUGCUAGACCUACAUGUAGAUGAUGAUGAUGAUGAGCGCGACAACGACAAUGCACUGAUGAGCCUGGCGGACAUUGACAUGUCAGGGCUCUUACCCGGGUUCAUGUUGAUGGGUGCAGUUCCACGCCCUCCAUCCAUGAUUCCAGAGGCGGAGAACGGGACGUUUGAUCUCAUGAGCCACUACCUCGCUCGAACGGCCGUCAGCAUGGGCAACGGGUCGACAUCGUCCAACCCCUUUGUCCUUCAACUUGUGCCGCUUUCUUUUUCCAACAAGCUGGUCCUUCAGCUGGUCCUUUCCCAGAGUGCUGCCCAUCGUGCCGUUUACGAAGAGCGGAGAGAUCUCAAGGCGGUGGCCCAGCGGUACUACACCAACUCCAUCAGGAGCUUUCGACAGGCCAUCAGUGCGUACAUCAAUGGAUCUGACCCAAGCCCCCUCUGGGUGACCAUUGGGGCUCUGGUGAUGUGCUUUACAGAGACGGCUAGAGGGGAUACAAACGGCGUGGUGUUUGACCAUCUGCAAGCCGUCGAGCCACUUUCGGUUGAUCUCAUCACAAACCACAACCACAUUGUCCGCGAUGAUCUCAAGAAAUUCAUCAUCGAAUACUACGUCUACACAGUCACCAUCAGCAUGAUCUCCGCAAGUCCCGCCUCAAGGAACGCGCCGCUCUUGAACCCAACACUCGAACUCGAGGCCCAUAACCUGGUCGCCUCGGGGUAUAUCGGCCAGCUUUGUGGGUGUUGGCUGCAACUUUUGCUUCUGAUACCACGGAUAUUCGAGUUUGGGAGGCGCACCAUCGGAGGAGCUGUCGAUGUCGACUCGUCUUUCCCAUCACCCGACGACUUUAUCGCAUUUGCAACGCUGCGGGCUGAAAUUCUGUCCUAUACGCCCAACUCAGAUGCGACCAAGGAAGUCAUCCUUUGUGGUUACAUGUUCCAGCAAGCGCUUUACUUGUACCUCCUUACGGUCUUUAGGAAUGAAGCUACGAGCGGCGGGCUACAAAGGACGAGCAUCGACAACGCUGUGUCCGAAACCUUUUCCUAUCUCGAACAGCUCCCGCCAACAGCGCGCAUCAACACCAGUCUCUGUUGGGUCCUGGCGGUGGUGGGCUCAUGCACACUGGACGGAUCUCGACGAGACCAGCUUCGACGACGCUUGGAGUGCAUGUUCCAGACGAUUGGCCUGGGCAACAUUUCGAGUACACUGACGCUUCUUGAGCACAUCUGGACACGACCAAAGAGCGAGCAAAAUCCUUGGGCAAUAUGCAGAGUCAUGCAGGAACAGGAAAUUUGGAUCUCGUUUGCUUGA
Messenger RNA from Trichoderma breve, 1893 nucleotides. RefSeq names its product fungal specific transcription factor domain-containing protein. Gene Ontology annotation, biological process: positive regulation of transcription by RNA polymerase II. The record is from RefSeq and is a predicted model, not a curated record. Gene Ontology annotation, cellular component: nucleus. The transcript has 2 exons. The coding region runs from base 1 to 1893 and encodes 630 amino acids. Gene Ontology annotation, molecular function: transcription cis-regulatory region binding; zinc ion binding; DNA-binding transcription factor activity, RNA polymerase II-specific. Lineage: Eukaryota; Fungi; Ascomycota; Sordariomycetes; Hypocreales; Hypocreaceae.